Molecule: messenger RNA, 1929 nt
Organism: Mesocricetus auratus (golden hamster)
Lineage: Eukaryota; Metazoa; Chordata; Mammalia; Rodentia; Cricetidae
Product: PRAME family member 9/15-like
Exons: 4
Coding region: 192-1628 (478 amino acids)
Biological process (GO): negative regulation of DNA-templated transcription; negative regulation of apoptotic process; positive regulation of cell population proliferation
Cellular component (GO): cytoplasm
Source: RefSeq, a predicted model, not a curated record
CUCAACCAUCCAAUCAAAUUGCAGCUCGUGAUGGGGCGGGUUUCAAAGGGGAGGAGUUAGGGGGAAGGCCUGAAAAGCUUCAGAGGAGUCAGAGAAGGUACCAGGGUCGAGGAGCAGACAGCCUCUUCCUGUCCAACUGGAAGAAGAAACGCAAUCGCCAGUGUCUGCCUGUGUUUCGAGGAUCCAAGAAGAUGAGCACCAGGACCCCACCCACCCUGGAGGAUCUGGCAAGGCAGGCGAUGCUGAGAAAUGAGGCCUUGACCAUCUCUGCUCUGGAAGGCCUGCCCAAGAUGCUCUUCCUACCCCUGUUCCAGAAGGCACUCAGUUGGAGACUCACAAAGAUUGUGAAGUCAAUGGUUGCAGCCUGGCCUUUACCCUACAUCCCUGUAGGGGCCUUUUUAUCCUCCGGCACCCUGGAGUUUUCUCAGGUUGUGGUAGAAGGACUGAGGGACCUGCUGAGACAGGAGGAUCGCCCUGUGAGGGGGAAUCUUCGAAUACUCGAUUUUCGGAGGUUGCCCCAUGACUUCUGGACCCUAAAUGCUAGAGCAGAAGAUGGGGACAGCUCAGCAGUGACUGUGAGUGAGAAUCAGGCAGUGAAGCCCCCUCCCAGAUAUGAACAGAGGCAGCGUGUGAAGGUGAUAACUGACCUCUACUCCAGGUUCCAACAGCAUGAAGAAGAAACAGACUUCUUGCAAGAGGCUCAGCCUAGAAAAGACUCUCUACAGCUGUGCUGUGUGAACAUGAAGAUUUUGUUAUUGUCUGAAGAUCGUGUCAUUAUGUUCCGAAAAAUUAUCAGGCUGUGGGAUGUUGAGGUGUUAGAAUUAACCAUAGAUUGGAGUUGGAGUUCUCUGUUACAAUUUUAUCCCUACUUCGCCCAUAUGAUAAAUCUUCACACACUUUCUCUAGUCUGGAUCGAGAAGAACACAUCUGACCAUGCCUAUAAAUCAGAGUACAAGUGGUUUGUCCGCACUUUCAUAUCUGAGCUCUCCAGAAUCAGCAGACUCCAACAUCUCUAUAUGAAUGGCAUCUGUUUUCUCAGUGACAACAUGAAACACUUGCUCAGGAACUUGAAGAAUCGCCUGGAAACCUUCUCUGUCACUCACUGCCAGCUGUUUCGGACAAACUUGUAUCAUCUGUCCCAGUGUCGGCGCCUCUAUCAACUAAAACAUCUGGACAUGAGUGGAGUCCUACUGUCAAAUUUCUGUAUGAUGCCUCUCAGGGUUCUCCUAGAGAAAGUGGUAGACACUCUUGAGUCUCUGGAGUUAGAGGGGUGUGGGAUAAAGGACUCUCAGCUCAGAGUCCUCCUCCCUGCCCUCAGCCAAUGCUCCAAGCUCACCAAGGUCAACUUUUAUACCAAUGACUUCUCCAUGAAUGUCUUGAGUGACCUUCUCCACCACAGAGCCAACUUGAGCAAGAUGACCAUGGAGCAGUACCCUGCCCCUCGAGAGUGCUAUAAGCUGGGUGUGGUCUCCAUAGAGAGAUUUGUACAACUUUGCCCUGUGCUCAUGGAUAUACUCAGGGCGGUAAGGCAGCCCAAGAGCGUCUCCUUUGCUACAGAUGUGUGCAGUAGAUGCUCUAAGCGCUGUGUGUAUGAGCAGGAGACCAGGCUUUGCUCUUGCUUGCAGUAAAGAGUGGAGUGUUAGUUUUGGUUCUUGCCUUCUCAGGGUGGGUACAUAGGAGGCUUUGGACAGAGAUUUAAACUAAAGUGAGCAAUGCAGACACAUCUUCUAUGAAGGUUUUCAAUCUGAGAUGCUUAGUAUAGUAGGCAAUACUGUGUGCAGAUCAAAGAUUACACUAGGAAAAAGCAAUGCAGAGCAAACGGACUGUGUUUUAUCCCAUGCUAUGAUCUUUAUUUUUUUCUCUGUCACUUAAAAAAGAUGUCUGUAAUUUGCUAGCCUUGAAUUCUUAUAAAAGUUACUUUGCAUUGUU